CGCUCUGUAGCAACCUACAAUUGUGACUUCACUGUAUACGCUUUCGCGAGUUUAUAACUCAGCUUAUUUGAGGCCUUAAUGUUGUUGUGUAGAUAUUGCUAUGGAAGGGGUUGAGAUUAUUACAGACGAUGGCGGGGGGGUGUACGACAAGGAAGCGGAAGCUAACAAGCCAAGAUCUCGCCCAGUAAGUGGGGAGGACCGCCCGCUAUCGGGGGAAUCCCUCAAUUUAAGCGGGACAGUUAAACGAGGUUACAAGAUGUCCCACAUCGAUCAAGAUGCUGUUAGUUUGAGCGCAACGUUAAAGAGAGGGAUGCGGAACCAGGGCAUGCUUGAAGCGAUCCCCACCGGCAAGACUGACUCUCCUGGAUCACCACGUGGUUCUAAAAGGUUCAGUUUCAAAUCACCAAAGAAAUCAAAGAAACUAUCAAGCAAAAAUGAUGACACAAUUAGCAUUAUGAGCUCGGCAGAGUCUCAUUUCAACUACCCACGAGGAUUACGAAUAGAGGACGUACGGGGAACCCCCUUCGAUGAUACCGUGAGCAUGAUCGGAGGUUACAUCAUGGACGCUGGGCCUUUCCAACAGCAAGAUGGAAUCCGAGACACAAUUGGAAGAAAGAACAUUGUGACGUUGAAGAAGAUGGUUAAACUUGAACGUGGUAACGUCGCUGUGGAUCCUAAAGUUCUGGUCCUUACACCCUAUAGAUUCCAAAUCCUUUCAACCAAAGCUCCGUUCAAGAUGGAAGCUGACAUUCACUUCUUGGAGAUCAAAGCACUGGAUAGCCCGACACCUGAACGGUUAAUCGUCACCACGGACACAGGAAAGAUAUACUUCAUGCAGAUGAUCGGGACGGAUGAUGCCGAUCACAUCAUUGGGAGGGUGGCGUUGUCGCUUCGAACAAUCUUCCCCAAUGUCGCGCUUUCUCGGAUCAUCAAAGCAUCGUUGGAACCACUGGGCCGGCAGAAGAUCAUCCAAUCCAUGCUCAACCAGGGUGACCAAUCGGAACCCGGGCCGUGUGGAAACUUCUCCGAGAUGUAUCGUUGUAUUUGUGACUACUUGGGGGCGCCAGUGAGGGAAGAGGUUGAAUGGGAUGUAGACACGAUAUAUUUGUCGCAAAACUGCAAGGAAAUUAACACCAAGGAUUUUGACUUACCUGAUACUAAAGACAUCAUUCCCAUUAUAUCAGUGAUGAUUUACAGCCAGUGGUUUGAUGGGUUGGUGGUCAGGAAUACUAAACUGAGUUUCGAAGUGUUGGAGUUCAUAUUAAAAGUGACGCGGAACUCGCAUAACUUGAAGGAGUUGUCGUUGGAGGGUGUUGGAAUAAAAGGCGAGUUUGCGCACCGUCUUUCAAUCAACAUGAUUGAGAAUAAGGAAUGUAGAAUCGAGGUUUUGGAUUUAUCUGGGAAUUCCAUUGAAGACAAAGGGCUGGUACAUCUGAGUGGUUCACUCCCUGUAAUUAAACAUGGAAGUUUCCGUCAUCUUAGUCUUGCAAGAACAGGUAUCACAGGCAAGUCAAUCAACGUUUUAUGCCAAGCUUUGCGUUCAAGUCAGCGGAUUAUGACAACGCUGACUCAUCUUAACUUAUCGGGGAAUAAUAUUCGUCCUGAGGAAGCUGAGGGACUUCUCAAUUUCUUAUCGACCGAAAACCAGAUCACUGACCUUGACCUUUCUGCCACCGAAGGCGCUGUUGAGCUGUACCUCAGUGCGAUAGCGAAAGGUUGCACAAAAUAUUUGGAAAACGUUUCGCUCGGAAAGAAUGUUUUCCAAACAAAAAAGAGCAAAGACACGGCCAUCCCACCCUCGGUCAUGCAUUAUUUCCACAAAACAACUUCAUUGAAAAACAUGGAUAUCUCCCACACAAAGAUGCCACCCGAAGCUAUUAGGUACAUCAUGGAUGGGAUACUUGCGAACAAAACACCCGGGUUACGAGUUGCGUUGAAUCUAUCAAGUUGUGAGUUGAAAUCCAUGGGUUGCCACAUCAUCCAAUCUUGCGUGGCAAGUUUAACGAACCUCGUUUCCCUCGAUCUAACCGACAAUAUGUUGGAUGGUGACUUACUGCCUUUACUUGGUUGUAUGCAGCAAAACCGUUCGAUCACUGAGUUUAAGAUUGGUCGUAAUUUCUUUGGUGUGAAACCAAAGUAUAUGAGGCAAGUAAUGGAGGGGAUCGUUGAGUUGAUGCAAGAAGAAGAUUCCGUCCUACAAACGUUCUGCAUCGCCGAUUCCAAACUCCGAGAACAUCUUCAUAUUUUACUCGGAUGUCUUGGGAGCAACACCUCGCUCACAAGCAUCGACAUCAGUGGCAACUACAUGGGGGACAACGGGGCACGAGUGUUGUCCAAAUCCCUUCAAAUCAACAGCAAACUACAAGUUGUUAAGUUAGAUAGAAACAGUCUCACAUCACUGGGUUUCCAUGAGGUGGCAAAUGCUAUGGAAAAGAACUACACACUACGAUACAUGCCGUACCCCGUCAACGAUGCCGUCAUCGCCAUCAAGAUGCAUCCGGAACGGACACAAAGAUCUCUCGCUCGCAUCCAGGAUUUGUUGCUGAGGAACGCCAAUGCCACCGGAGGCAGCAACGAUCAGCAGUUCCGUCUUCAACAAGUUGUAACGAACACUGCUCAACAAGUGCUCGAUAGAGUGGCAGAGAAAGUCGACGACACGGUAAACGCCCUUGAGAUUUUGGUUGAAGAUUCGGCUUCCAAUGAUUCCGUCAUUACUGCUAAGAAACUUGUCAAGGAUGCAAAGAAUUCCAAACAGCUUUUAUCAGAUAUCUAUGGCAUUGGGAUGGAGAAGUGCUCGGGUGACGAGAGCCCUCUAGUGUCCAAGAUCAGGGAAACUGCGAAAAACUUGAAUAAAAUCGUCGAAGAAAAUAUCACGAAAACAAUUGAAAGUAUGAUGAAAACAGUGGAAGCUCAAUGUCCUCAUAUAUUUAUGGAUAUAAGGGAAGAGUUGGAAAGAUCAAUUGAAACAAAAUGUCAACUCCCCAAAGAUUCGGUGAAGGAUUACGUGAUGCAUACUUCAGGGAGUGUUAUUGUUAACCAAGUCAGUGAAUUAAACUUAUCAAUGGCAACCUUGAUGUCGGACAGGAUCGCCGAUAGAUUGUUGGGAGCUUUGUCGCAAAGUAAUCUUACAUUGACGGAUCAACUGAACAGACACAAACAGAAGGAGAAUGUUGGGAAAAGAGCAACAGAGGAUGUUGUUCAAGUUGACGAGGAUGGUGCGUUGCUCCCCGAUAUGAGGAGGAACAGGGCUGCAAGCAUCGCGAAGAGGAAACAACGACCUGAUGUCCAGUCUUCCCUCAUGACAGGUGGGGUAUCACAAAUAUCUUUUUCUAACCUUUUUUUGACCUUACGUCUGGCACAUUUGCCAUGCUUUAUAGACAACACCAAACAAAACGGAGCACCUAGCAUUGUAAUUUAUAUAAUACUAUUUGUUAAAACAAGAAAGAGAAAAGGAUUAAAAACAAAGCGACAGUCGGCACAAGGUGUAUGA
Ciona intestinalis (vase tunicate) is the source of this 3490-nucleotide messenger RNA. NCBI's taxonomy places the organism in Eukaryota, Metazoa, Chordata, Ascidiacea, Phlebobranchia, Cionidae. The record is from RefSeq and is a predicted model, not a curated record.